AUGGAAAAAUGCAAAGCCAAAAUAUCUCUUCAAGGAUUUUCUGAUUGAAUUUCUCCACAUAAAGGAAAGAGGUGGUUAAUAGCUGCAAUUUUUUUGCUAAUUUUUCUUUAUAGAAUUAUUUGCUUGGAAGGUAAUUUUUAAGCAGGGUUUUACUUGGUUGCAUGCUUAUCUGCAAUGUACUUGCUUGGUAUUUCUUUGAGUUUUAUUACCCCAAUUAUGUCAAAUUUAGAGUAUCAGGAGCAAGAUAACCCUGCUCUCCCUAGCAGCGAAAUAAACGAAUUUAAACCUUUUAUCAGAAAAUUAGAAGAAUUCAGUUUGUGGAGACAUUCUUUUAUCUGUAUAAUUAUUUCAAAUACUUGUACAUUUAUUCAAUUUUUGGAUAUUAAAGUUCCUUGGCCGAUUUUUAUGAUUUAUUUUUUAGCUUUAUGUAUAGGAACACUAAAGAAGCAAGUUUCUCACAUACAUAAGCAUGGUUAUAAUCCCUUUAAUUUUAGGAAAUCCACAAUUAAUUUUAAAGAAGAAGUUUCCUCCAUUUAA
Messenger RNA from Blepharisma stoltei, 537 nucleotides. The record is from the annotation of a GenBank genome assembly. Lineage: Eukaryota; Ciliophora; Heterotrichea; Heterotrichida; Blepharismidae.